AUGAUAAACCUUCGUCCUGUUACAAUCUCUGAUGUUAAAGAUAUUCUCCGUAUUCAUUAUGCUGCUGUUCAUGGAUUAGCAACAUCAACCUUUUAUUCCCAGAAUGUUCUUGAAAGUUGGUCACCCUCGCCCACAAAUGAACGCCGUUUGAAGCAGUUCCAUCAAGCGAUACAGGACAAUACAGAAAUAAUUAUGGUCGCUGAAUCGACUGAGACUGGUAUAAUUAUGGGAUUUGGUUCUGUUGUACCUUCUCAACAAGAACUUCGUGCAGUCUACGUCGAUCCAACAUUCGCUCGUCGAGGUGUUGGCACGAAAAUUAUAACUAGUCUUGAAGAGCUCGCUGUACAUCAUGGUGCACAUAAACUGCAUUUGGAUGCCUCACUCAAUGCUGAAAGUUUUUAUUGUCGUCAUGGAUAUUCAAUCGUAGAACGUGCUAUUCACAGGUUAAAUUCAGGUAUCGAUAUGGAGUGCAUUAAAAUGAGCAAGGAGCUACACCUACAUUAA
Molecule: messenger RNA, 504 nt
Organism: Adineta steineri
Lineage: Eukaryota; Metazoa; Rotifera; Eurotatoria; Adinetida; Adinetidae
Source: the annotation of a GenBank genome assembly